AUGAUCCACCCAUGGCACGAUGUUCGACCCGGAAUCCAGUCCCUCUCCCUCCCCCAAAACUUCCGCGCGAUCAUCGAGAUCCCGAAGAGCUCGUCCAACAAAUACGAGCUCGAUAAAUCCACCGGGAUGCUCCGUCUCGACCGCGUCCUGUCCUCCGCCGUCUACUACCCCGCCAACUACGGCUUCAUACCUCAGACCUACGCCGAAGACUACGACCCCCUCGAUGUCCUCGUAUUCUGCACAGAAAAAGUGCCCCCGCUCUGUAUUUGCGAAGCCCGUGCCAUCGGUGUCAUGACCAUGCUCGAUGAAGGGCAACCGGACCACAAGAUCAUCUCCGUACUCAUCAACGAUCCCGAGUUCGAAGAUAUGAAGUCCAUCGAGGACUUCCCGAAGCACACAUUCAAAAUGCUCAAACGCUUCUUCGAGGACUACAAAAACCUUGAAGGCAAAGCGGUGGAGGUCGACGAGAUCCAGCCUGUAGACAAAGCCCACGAGGUCAUCGACGCAUCCCUCCAGAGAUACUCCGAAGCCCGCCGAUCCGAAAAAAUCUAA
This is a messenger RNA of Symbiodinium sp. CCMP2592, 552 nucleotides long. The record is from the annotation of a GenBank genome assembly. Lineage: Eukaryota; Dinophyceae; Suessiales; Symbiodiniaceae.